Molecule: messenger RNA, 2710 nt
Organism: Trematosphaeria pertusa
Lineage: Eukaryota; Fungi; Ascomycota; Dothideomycetes; Pleosporales; Trematosphaeriaceae
Product: glycoside hydrolase family 92 protein
Exons: 4
Coding region: 1-2304 (767 amino acids)
Biological process (GO): carbohydrate metabolic process; protein deglycosylation; glycoprotein catabolic process
Cellular component (GO): cytosol; nucleus
Molecular function (GO): carbohydrate binding; peptide-N4-(N-acetyl-beta-glucosaminyl)asparagine amidase activity
Source: RefSeq, a predicted model, not a curated record
AUGGUAAAAGCCGGACCGGACGUCGUGGGCGAAAACCAGGGCGGCUUCGCAUCCGACGACAGCGAAAUCCUCGGCUUCUCGCACAUGCACGACUCUGGAACCGGAGGCGCCGCCUCCCUCGGCAACUUCCCCAUCUUCCCGCAAUCUGGCUGCCCGAACGGCGACAUCAACGCCUGCAACUUCACCUCCUGGGAACGUCUCACGCCCCGCGUAAAUGGCAGCGUGCACGCGCGCCCCGGAUACUUCGACAUCACGCUCGCCUCGCAAAUCCGGACGGAAAUGACCGUCUCAAACCGCACCGCUUUAUACAGGUUCACAUUUCCCUCGACGCCAGUCACGCCCAACACGCCGCUAAACCCGCUCAUCGUGCUCGAGCUCCAAGACCUUCCGCAGACGCGCAGCGACGGCACCAUCAAAGUCGGGGCGAAUGGGCGGCUCACGGGCGGCGCUCGCUUCAUACCCAGUUUCGGAAUCGGCUCGUAUGUGAGCUACUUCUGCGCUGAUUUCCAUGGCGCGAGCUUGAAGCGCAGCGGCGUGUUUUCGAACUCGCGCGCCUCGGCUGAGGCAAAGUUCUUCAGGGUGCUUGGGGCUGAGACGGAGAGUAGUCCGAGUAUACGACCUGCGGGGGGUUGGGUGCAGUUCGAGAAGCCGGAUAGUAACAAUCAGAUUGCCGCGCGCGUGGGGAUGAGCUUCAUCAGCGAAGCGCAAGCAUGUGCGAAUGCGGAGCGCGAGAUCCCCGAGUUCGAUUUCGACGGUACGCUUAAGGCGGCCGAGAAGGCUUGGAGCGAUAAACUCGACGUGAUUAGCAUCGAGCCUGGGGGUGCGAGCGAUGUGCUGCAGCGCGCGUUCUGGAGCGGCGUGUAUCGCAGUAUGAUCAGUCCGCAGGAUUAUACGGGUGAGAACCCAUAUUGGAGUACGCCCGGCGAGCCGUACUAUGAUAGCUACUAUUGCAUCUGGGAUAGUUUCAGGAGUAUCCAUCCGCUGAUUACGCUGCUGGAUCCGCACAGUCAGACGUUGAUGGUGAGGAGUUUGUUGGAUAUCUAUCGGCAUGAGGGGAAGUUGCCGGAUUGUCGGAUGAGCUUUUGCAAAGGCUUUACGCAGGGCGGAUCGAACGCCGACAUUGUCAUCGUAGACGCCUACCUCAAGAACAUAACCACGGGCAUCGACUGGACCCUGGCCUACGAAGCGCUCGUCUCCGACGCAGAAAUCGAGCCGCGAAACUGGGACGUCGAAGGACGCGGCGGCCUCAGAUCCUGGAAGGAGCUUGGAUACAUCCCAACCGAGAAUCUCGAUCUCGAAGGUGUCGGCACCGAAACGCGCAGCAUCUCGCGCACCGUCGAAUACGCAUACAACGACUUCUGCAUCGCGCUUCUCGCCAAGGCGCUCGGCCACACCGCCGACUACAACAAGUACCUCACCAGAUCCGGCAACUGGAAGAAUAUGUUCAAAGCAGACCAGAAGUCCCUCAUCAACGGCACAGACACGGGGUUCACUGGCUUCCUGCAGCCACGCUACAUGAACGGCACCUGGGGCUUCCAGGACCCGAUCUUCUGUUCUCCCCUGAUGGACUUUACUGGCUGUUAUUUGAAUCCAAGCGGCGGCGAGACCUACGAAGGCCCCGUAUGGCUCUACACCUUCUUCGCGCCCGGCGACAUGGCGACGCUGAUCCGCACGCUCGGCGGCGCCGAACAGUUUGUCAAGCGUCUCGAUUUCUUCCACGAGUCGGGCAUGUGCUACAUCGGCGACGAGCAAGCCUUCCUAAAAGUCUUUCUGUACCACUACGCCGGUCGGCCCGCCAAGUCGGCCGAGCGCGCGCACUUCUACAUCCCCAGCCAAUUCAACGACAGCCUGAACGGCAUCCCAGGCAACGACGACAGCGGAGCUAUGGGCUCCUUCGAAGCGCUCACCAUGAUGGGCAUAUUCCCCAACGCAGGGCAAGACGUGUACUUCAUCACGCCUCCGUUCUUCGAAUCGAUUUCCAUCCGCAACGGCCAAACGGGCAAGACGGCGACGAUCCGGAAUAUCAAUUUCGAUCCGAGUGGGAAGAAUGUAUAUAUCCAGUCGGCGACGCUGAAUGGCGAGCCCUAUACGCGGAAUUGGUUGCAGCAUAGCUUCUUCCUCGAGGGAGGGACGCUGGAGUUGACGCUGGGCACGAGUGAGAGUGCUUGGGGGACGGGGCCUGAGGAUGUGCCGCCGAGUUUGGGCCCGUUUGGCGGUGGGAAUGGGACGGCGAAUGGGACACAAGGGGGCAUGGGGAGGAGGUGGGAGAUGCCGAGGUUGCCGAGGUUGGAGUGGGAGAGCUGAUAGGAGGGAGGUGGAGAGUGUGAUUGUUGUGCAAAGGUCGACUGGCCCCGGGGAUGACUGAAGGUUUGCAUGCUUACUGUACAUAGCAUACUUCCUAGUACCAUCGUAAUCCAAUAGGCAAUACUAGUUUGAGGUAUUCAGUGGCCGUUAUCAAUGGCAUGCCUCCUCCAUAGCCGCGCCACAAUUGCCCCUGACAGCAAGGCACUGUAUCCACCGUCUGAGACCAUCGAAGGGAAGGAUUAAUGUUCGGCAGUAGGCUCCCUUCACUGCAAAGCGGAAUCUGCGGAGUCUAGAUAAGGCUGCACCCAAAAAAUCCCGCAAUCAAGGCUAUGUAUAGCCCGUCACAACUGGUAUCGAUCGGGCGGUAGGGGAAACUUGACACCGUCUGUGGCAGAUCCAAAAUGGC